Molecule: messenger RNA, 4433 nt
Organism: Caenorhabditis auriculariae
Lineage: Eukaryota; Metazoa; Nematoda; Chromadorea; Rhabditida; Rhabditidae
Source: the annotation of a GenBank genome assembly
AUGAGCCUAAAGCCACCAGAAGCUCCUUCGGGGUAUCUGAAUUCAAUCAUCUAUCAAUCAACUAAUCCUCUUUUUCUUCACUGUUCAUAAUCCUAACGGAACAGUUUACAUGAAAGUAGAAGCCAAGGUGAAAAUAAUCUUCGUUUUGGUCAAAGUCCACUUUAGUGUACCCUUCGACUUGACUGUAUUCAGUUACGUUUACCUGCGUGUAAAUGGUUCCCCGUUUGUACUUUAUUAGUUCUUCCAAAAGUAGUGACAGUGUUCUUUUUUUUUGCUUUUUUCUAUAUCAGCAGAUGGCUCACGUCCUCUUUCUUUAUCUUUAAAGUUCAAAUGCUCAUUUUGCUUCGAGGCUCGAAAUGCUUUUCAGAAAAAAAUUUAUUGGAUAAAUGCCAAUGUUUUGAGAUCUCCUCCGAACCUCUGUAAAUUGCACCGAGUUCAAAGCGAAUGCAUGUAUUAGUAGUUUUUUGAUAUCUCAGUCCUUUUCAAUGUAGAAAAACAGAGGUAAAUCGACACAUGCAAAAGAUUUAUCUAUUAUAAACUUUUCGCAUGUAUCGGUUAACCAGUGUCAUUUUUAUGUUCAUUGCGACUGAAGAACGAUAAUUUUUCUAGGAAGAGUAGUUUCUCAUCGCUUUGCGGAUUUUCGACGGCAGAAGUCAGAGAGACGGUAUUUUUUCCAGAAGUAGCGAUCGACGCUCUCAGUGUAAUUGGGAACAUUGACGAACUUGUCGAGCCUGAGACUUCUUUUGUGGAAUCUUUGUCCUCUAAGUGAGUUUUUAAUUUUUGCAACUUUGACUUAUAUCGCUCUUAUUCAAAUUAAUUGAUGAAUUUAAGAGAUUUACGGCUCGUAGUGGGCCGCGAAGAGUUCGUGAUGCCCGAAAACGGGGGUAGCGUGCUGGCCAUCGCCGGAUGCACAAACUCUGGGAAGACGACCGUCGCCGAAAUGCUCGUCAAAAUGGUGGCUCCGAAGAGUUUUGUCGAUGUUGACUGGUCUUUUUUUGCAGUUUCUGGCCGAAAAAGCGACAGUGGCUUUGAUUCAUCAAGACAACUUCUAUUAUGGAUUUGAACAGGUGUGUUGUUAGAUCUUUUUAUAGUUUUUGCUGGAAAUUCCUUAAAACUGUUUUUCAAACAUAAAGAAAUAAUAAUUUGAGUUUAUGCUGCGUUGCCAAUAGUUUACGUUUGUGAAGAUUCAUAAUUUUUUUGUCACCUUUUUUUCAUUAAAAAAAAAUACAGCAUUCGUGUUUUUUUGCACCUUUGUCUCAAGUUCCACUUCCGUCACAAUUUUUCGUUAUAUAACAAAAACUGCGAAAAUCAGUACAACUGCCAAAGAAAAGCGAGGUUUGCCGCUUGAUGGCAGAAGUGCUAUCUAAAAUUUUAUUUUUUUUACCGGUUGAAAUAAUUCUUGAAAAAACAAACUCUCAAAAGGGUUUUCAUUUCACUUUGCGGUUGGGAUUUUUCUAUAAAUUAGCCAGAACACUCCUUGAUGUACCAAAAGAAGAUUCUAGAAGUCUCAACCUGCACAACUUCCUCGUUUCUAUGAAAAGACGCCUCAAAAAAAAAAAAAUAAAACCCUCAUAUAGGUUAUUCUUAGACUUUAGACCCUUAUUUCUCGAAAAAUAGGAAGUUGUGCAGGUUGAGACUUUUCAGAAUGCUCAUCUGGUAAAUCCAGAAGGGUUCUGGUCAAUUUUAAGGAAAUUCCAAACCGCAAACUAAAAUGACCUCCCCUGUCAGUGAUCAACGUUUGAAUUUUUGAAUCUGGGACGGAAAAAAAAGUGUGAAAAAGUCGCGAAACACCCAAACUUUUGCACAUGUUCUUCGAUGGAGCGCUCGUUUUUCCGAGCUAGUUUUCUGUUGGCAAUUUUUUCGCUCGCUUUUUUUUUCAGUUUUCUUUUGUCCUAACACCAAUAUAGUUGUCGUUGUCCUUUUUUGUUGCUUCGAAAUAUUUCUAUCUUCAUUAAAAAAGAUUUGGUUCGGACUGCGACCUUGAACUCAAACCCUAACAUACAAUUUCAUACUAAUUUUGGCUUCAAACUGCAAAAUAAUUUUAUUAUUAAUGACCGAUUGCAUUGUUCUGUUCCACUGCUUGCCUCCCCGAUUUGCACAUUUCAGGUCGAGAAGGUAUCUCCACUUCGCAAAAUGGUAAAUUUUAUUCGCACCUCUCCUACGUCCUCUUGAUUGCCGUUUCGUUUACCUUUUGACCCCAGACCUCCGUUUUAAUUGAAGGUGGAUAAGAUUUUCCACGGGCGGACCGACAGUAGAGCUCAGGGCAGUUUCUACUACAGCUACGACGAGAAAGAGUCUGUGGACAAAAACGCGCUCAUAAAUGCCAUUGCUGAGGUUUCCAUACUUUCUGGCUCUUCUGACGAUGGGGUUCUAGGCCUGUUGCUCGCAUGACUACGUAAUCGUGGAGGGGAACAUGCUGACCGAGUGGGACGACUUGGUGGAAAUGUGCGACCGCGUCAUCUUCUUGUCCAUGAACCAGGUGAGGCAUAUGACCGAAUAGUUUAUAUUGAAUAGCCGCAGACACGGGCAAAGUCAAAAAGACGAAAAAGGCGCCUUUUAUUUUUGACCUUUUUUGAGAAGGGCCUUUUAAGGAAGAAAAAAAGAGAUUCCGAGAAACUUUUGACACAUUUUUUUGAACUCAGAAAGAAUCUUCUGACUCUUCUUUUUAAGGCUUUUUUUAAAGCCGUUUGGAUUUUGCUUUUGGCGAAAAACAAGGCCCUCCGCCCCUGGGAAGUGAGCUCCAUGGUUAACUAGAAUUUGUUCUCUUUACAGAACUUUUCCUCUUUCAUCUAUUACUAUGCGAAGAGAUUGAAUGUUAGAAAUGAUAAUAUGAUAGGUUAUUAACUUGGGAACGUUUUUCAACUCCCGGUUGAUCUUUUGAUGAGACUUUGCUGAAGUGAAAGCACAGUUGUACCGCGUUUUAGUACCUGUUGCGGCCUUCCCAUCGCUUUCUUUGCUAAGCCAAUCUGUAAAUGGCUCUUUUGUCUGCGGCUAUUUUAAUGAAGCUGCUUAUUCAUAAAGCCAUCUGUUGCCACCAUCAGCCUCAAGGAUAUUCUCGCAGGAGACGUGUCGUCGCCGUCGACUCGGCCGUACUUACGACCCGCCAGACGUCGAUGGUUAUUUUGACGACGUCGCCUGGCCCGCCUAUCAGCGACAUCUCCAAAGGGCUCUGGCUCUGGCUCGCGACGACAAACGCAUUUCUUUUUUUGACGUUUCUUCUGACUGCGACAAAGUGACCGAAGAGGCGUUGAUCGAGGUGGAAUCUCCUAAAGCGGAUCCAUCGAGAUUUUUUGUGUUUGCAGAUGAUACAGGCCUUUUCGAACGAUGUCAUCCGAAUAGGAUUCGACGCUUUGGAUGUGAAUGAAGUUAUGAAACUGAUCAAUACGUCAGUUAAUGAGGGAAUCGUCUUUUUCAUAAUGUAGAAUUGGCAGGCCUUCCUGUGGCGCGACUUCCAUUUUCGUCGGCACCACUCGCGACACGUUUCAAGAUCGUUUAGUUCAGCGACUCGAUUACGAAAGUUACGAUGAAAUGGCUUAUAAGGUUUUUUUUUUCCCCCCAUUUUUUCUCCGUUUGAAGAAAACAUUUUGAAAAAUAAGAAAGAUGAAUGGAAAAACUGGGAAUGAGUGUAAUUUGUUUUUAGUUUUUGCCAAGCGUCUUGUUAUCUCGAUUUUCUGUCAACUGUGCAGUUUCUAUACUUUCCCGCAUGAUUUAGGAGCUUCGAAAGUUGUGCGAUGAAGUCCACGCUGAAUUUCCAUCGGUCGAACGAGUUGUUAUUUUUCACAGGUCCUUCAUCAUGUGAUAUAGUUACAAAACUAGGUUUCAGAAUCGGCGAAGUCCCUGUUUCUGAGAUUUCGGUGAUAGUCGCAACAGCUUCUCCCCAUCGCAAAGAGGCCAUCCGAGCCUGCGAAUUCGGCAUCGACGAGCUCAAAAGAAGGGUUCCCAUAUGGAAAAAGGCAGGCGUUUCCUUUUUUGCCAUUAGUAUUUUUGCUCUCUUCCCAGGAAGUCUAUGAAGAUGGCGGCUGCUCUUGGAAAGAGAACGGCGAGUCCGAUCCGCAGAGUCGACGCCACGGCCAGACCUCCACUGAAGAACGCGAUUUCGCUGCUGCCAAUAGGUAUCAAAAACCAGACUUUUGAAGAAGAUUAAUGGCAGAAUAGGCGAGACAUUUCAGCGUGAAAUAUAGUUUCUAGAGAUUAUUUCAAAAUGUGCUUCUUGGCAGAUUAGCUAUUUUUCUGAGCUGUUAGUUGUAUAUAAGCCGUCUCAUUGUACAAAGUUUUUUCUUUGAUUUUUGUUUUCAGCCUAAUUUUGUUCUGUCUGUCACACUAAUUCGAUAAUGAGAUGAUUUUCCAGCCGAAGAGACGCUCGACGAGAAGUUUUUUUGAUACGACACUUCAUGCGUCAACUGAAUCUGAAAUCGCCGGCGAAAGAGAAAUAA